Molecule: messenger RNA, 435 nt
Organism: Helianthus annuus (common sunflower)
Lineage: Eukaryota; Viridiplantae; Streptophyta; Magnoliopsida; Asterales; Asteraceae
Product: NEP1-interacting protein-like 2
Exons: 1
Coding region: 1-435 (144 amino acids)
Source: RefSeq, a predicted model, not a curated record
AUGUUGUUCGAUGAUGGUGAGGCUGCUUAUUAUACAACUCGUUUGAUGGAAUACGAAACGAAUAAUGGAUUAGUAACCAGUGUUAUAUCCUUGAAUGAAUCUCAAGUGGUGGAUCAUGAAACGCGUGUAAUGAUUACUAGUUAUAUAAUGAAGUAUCAUGAGUCUCUUCGUGCAGAUAAUUCGUCUGAGGAAAGGACUGAUCAGGAACAUUCGGUCAAGAUAGGGGGAAACAGUGAUGAGGAGAAAGAAGAAGUGGACGUUUGUGCGAUUUGUCUGCAAGAAUUUGAGACGGGUGAAACGUGUGCAAGACUCGAAUGCGAACACAGGUACCAUCUAGGAUGCCUUGAGAAAUGGUUGCAGCAGAGGAACAAUUGUCCGAUUUGUAGGGCUAAAGUUUUUCCUUUUUUGAGUAAGAUUUGUAUGGUUAUAGUAUAG